CAGCUCGCGUUCACCUCAACACUCAGAAUGGAAGAUAACGGAGGUUUAGGCGGCACUUACGACAAACUGGUUUGUCAGGAGGACUUUGACGACAUAGAUGAAUAUUCUCUGCACUCAAAUCAGGAAAAUCAACAAGCGUCCGUGUCCAUUUUGAGACUCGGAUCCAGAAUCCAGAGUAGAUCUGUAGCAGUGAGCUUGACAGUGCUGGCCUUACUCCUGCUAUCAACCGACAUUGGCCUUGGAGUCUAUUACAGACAACUUAGAGAUGGGCACCGCACGAUAAGCGACAUCACCAGUGAGCUGGCCAAUCUGCAGGGAGUUUACAGCGCUGCCAUUCAAAGCAGGGAUGAAGUCAGGAGGCAGCUGUCAAAGGAGCUGAACGAGCAGAAGGUCACCAAGUGGGAGCUGGAACACCAGCAGUCACGAGGCAAAGAAUACGAGAAGCAGGCCGACAAACUCAAAGUGGACAUCGCUAUGUUGUCGUCCCACGUACCGUUAAUUACGGAGGGCUGCAGACACUGUUUACCUGGAUGGACGUUCGCCAACUCACAGUGUUACUACUUGGCGUUCUCUGAUGCUCUUCCACGUAGAUCCUGGCAGGACGCUCGAACCUUCUGCAAGAAGCAAGGAGGCGACUUGGUGGUGACAGAUACCAGGGAAAAACACCUGGCAGUACAUGACCUCAUCAACACGUAUCACAUCCCUAUAAGACACACACAUCUCACUGGCUUUUGGAUUGGACUGAGAGAUGUGGAGGAGGAAGGGACGUGGAGGUGGCUGGACGGAUCCCUGCUGACUGAGGGGUACUGGAACUUUGGGGAACCCAACAACCAGGGUGAGGAGGACUGUGCAGCUACGUAUCCCAAAGAGAACCCGUUUAGGACCUGGAACGACGCUCCGUGUGGGUAUUCGCUGAAAUGGAUUUGUGAAAUGGAACCAAGAUCUUGAAGUUAAUGUUUUGUUUUUAAUUUUCAAUGAAGUAUCUGUUUAUUAUCACAAACAUUUAACAUUAUUUAAGACUAAAAAAAUAUCUAGAAAAGUAAACACAAUGUAUUAAAAUCUUAGCAAUAGUUUACUGUAAUAAAUACAUCUUUAACUUUCCCAUUUCCAUAGU
This is a messenger RNA of Betta splendens (Siamese fighting fish), 1114 nucleotides long. RefSeq names its product CD209 antigen-like. The transcript is spliced from 6 exons. Lineage: Eukaryota; Metazoa; Chordata; Actinopteri; Anabantiformes; Osphronemidae. The coding region runs from base 28 to 948 and encodes 306 amino acids. The record is from RefSeq and is a predicted model, not a curated record.